This is a messenger RNA of Ricinus communis (castor bean), 1589 nucleotides long. RefSeq names its product GDSL esterase/lipase LTL1. The record is from RefSeq and is a predicted model, not a curated record. Lineage: Eukaryota; Viridiplantae; Streptophyta; Magnoliopsida; Malpighiales; Euphorbiaceae. Gene Ontology annotation, molecular function: hydrolase activity, acting on ester bonds. The coding region runs from base 190 to 1284 and encodes 364 amino acids. The transcript has 5 exons.
UCUAUCACCUCUGGUGGUAGAACUAAGCCAUUAAUGUAGUGACAAAGUCUCAUCAUCAGUGCAUGAUAGAGCAUUAUAUAUAUCCACCUUUACGCAGUUCAUUUACUCAAACAGUGCGGUACUGCACGCCCCAAUCCCCAUAUCAGAAAUCUGUUCUUGUCCAGGUUUUUUCUUGGAGAUCAUCCGAAUAUGGGCAGCUCUUCAAGUUUCAUGAUGAUCUUAGCGCUUGUCUUAACACUUGGAAGUGUUGCUCAUGUAACUGAAGCUAGGGCUUUCUUUGUUUUUGGUGACUCUCUGGUUGAUAAUGGCAACAACAACUACCUUGCCACCACUGCCCGAGCCGACGCUCCUCCUUAUGGCAUCGAUUAUCCUACUCGUCGACCCACCGGCCGUUUCUCUAAUGGCCUCAACAUUCCUGAUCUUAUUAGUGAGGCAAUUGGUUCAGAACCCACAUUGCCAUACUUGAGUCCAGAGCUCACAGGAGAAAGGCUACUUGUCGGUGCCAACUUCGCUUCCGCUGGAAUUGGAAUACUCAAUGACACUGGAAUCCAAUUUUUAAACAUCAUCCGAAUUUACAAACAAUUGGAAUACUUCCAACAAUACCAGCAAAGGGUUAGUGCCCUUAUUGGGCCUGAGCAAACUCAAAGACUAGUGAAUCAGGCACUUGUUCUCAUGACUCUCGGAGGUAAUGACUUUGUCAACAACUACUACUUGGUGCCUUUCUCAGCCAGAUCCCGCCAGUUCUCCCUGCCGGACUACGUCGUCUAUCUCAUCUCCGAGUACCGGAAGGUUCUAUUGAGGGUAUACGAGUUGGGUGCACGCAGAGUUUUGGUGACAGGAACCGGACCUUUGGGGUGUGUUCCAGCUGAAUUAGCUAUGAGAAGCAGAAAUGGAGAAUGCUCAGUUGAAUUGCAAAGAGCAGCUGGUUUGUUCAACCCACAGCUUGUUCAAAUGAUAAAUGAAGUUAAUAAUCAGAUUGGAUCAGAUGUUUUUGUAGCUGCAAAUGCAUACCAAAUGAACAUGGACUUUAUUAGUGACCCUCAAGCAUAUGGGUUUGUUACAUCAAAGAUUGCUUGCUGUGGCCAAGGACCUUACAAUGGAAUUGGAUUAUGCACCAUUGCCUCAAACUUGUGCCCCAACAGAGACAUUUAUGCAUUUUGGGAUCCAUUCCAUCCAUCAGAAAGGGCAAACAGGAUAAUUGUUCGACAAAUCUUGAUUGGCUCCUCAAAAUAUAUGAACCCAAUGAACCUCAGCACCAUUAUGGAACUGGAUUCAAGGACCUGAAUUAGUGAUUAAAUUUCUCUACUAUUGGACAAUCUUAUAAUUCUUUGUUUGUAAGUUGGCCGUUACUAGGUCUGGUGGGUUUCUUUCUGGUCCUUUCCUAAAAAAACAAAAAAAUUAAGUGUCAAUUAAAUUUGAGUGGGUGAUUAUUAUGUGUAUCAAAUUCAUGUGUUAAUGGGUGAUGGGUAAGCAAAGCUUUGGCUACGAGACCCAUCUAUUUCUCAAUAAUUGCACACGGAAUGUAAUAGCGAUUGUUGCAAAAUAUAUGUAGCUUUCAUGGCGAGUGGACUACUUCUUUUUUUGUUUUA